AUGACGAGGCACAACGGAAGCGUGGAUACGAUAAGUCGGCAAAAGAGCUAUGCUGAUAACAGAAGACGAGAUAUCGAGUUCCAAGUAGGGGAUUUUGUAUUCCUAAAGGUCUCCCCUUCCAAAGGCGUUGCAAGAUUUGGAAAGAAAGGAAAGUUAAACCCAAGGUUCAUUGGACCUUUUGAGAUCCUUGAAAGAAUUGGCUCUAUCGCUUAUAAGAUUGCCUUACCACCAUCGAUGUGUCAUAUUCAUGAUAUAUUUCAUGUGUCAAUGCUCAGAAAGUAUAUACCUGAUCCCUCUCAUGUCAUUGAGUAUGAGACGAUUGUGAUUGAGAAAGACUUAUUUUACAAGGAAGAGCCCAUUCGGAUUAUUGAUAAAAAAGAGAAGAUCUUAAGAAAUAGAAUCAUUUAUCUGGUUAAAGUAAUUUGGAAGCAUCAUUCUACAAAUGAAACGACCUGGGAGCUAGAGGAAGAAAUGAAGAAAGCUUAUCCUCAUCUUUUCGCCGAAAGAGGUAUGACAAAUUUAGUGGACUAAAUUUUCUUUUAAGGAGGGGAGAGUGUAAUAUCCCCCAUUUAAAAAAAAAAUUAGUAAAUGCUUGUUUGUAAAUAUGAGGAUUAUUUAAUAAUUUUUUUAUUAAAUAAUAUUAUAUUAAAGUUUAUGGCUAAGGACCUAAGAGUAAAUAUUAAAAGUUUGAGAUAAUUUAUAGAAUAUUCAGAAUUGAGUAAAUAAAAAAAUAAAAAAAUAAAAAAAUAAAAUAAAAUGGAGGACAUGUGUCAUUAACAAGG
Molecule: messenger RNA, 782 nt
Organism: Musa acuminata AAA Group (dessert banana)
Lineage: Eukaryota; Viridiplantae; Streptophyta; Magnoliopsida; Zingiberales; Musaceae
Exons: 2
Coding region: 1-531 (176 amino acids)
Source: RefSeq, a predicted model, not a curated record